ACGGACUCGUUCACAGUGCUGGAGCUUGAGAUUCACCAUCCACUCAUGCAACCACAAGCACAGAGAGGCAUUGGCGCUCCGAAGGGAAAAACGCGUUUACUUUUUAAUUUUUCUUUUUAAUUUUGGCACGGCAUGAGCUGAACGAAACCGGCGGCUGGCUGCAUUGCUUUUCGGACGUGUGGACGAUUCUGGUGGCAUGGUGUGGUGAACCAACGAGAGACCCCAGCCAGCAAAGAGAGACAGAGGUUUCACUGUGCAUCAUGUUUGAAUGCCGAUAAUCAAUUAGAAACAUACAUGACGGUGCCACUGCAUUGACUAUAGCCUUACCGGGCUGUAGCAAGUCUCCCUUUUCUGCUGAAGCCCGUCUGAAGCGGCCACGGUGCGGGGCUGAGGGUGCAACUGAACGGACAAUCGCACCCGGACCAUUGAAGGGGUUCGGAUGAGGUGGUCGAUCGGGUUGUUAGGCUUCAGAAAUCCAGCCAACUUUUCCUCUUUUCCUUUCUAACAGCAGUGCCACCGAGCAUUGCUCUGGAGAUGGCGAUGAGGUGGUUCUACUUGGGAUUUAUACUCAGCUUGGAGAUCACCUCUCCUAACGGUGCAACCGUAGCCCCCAAAACAGACAUCCAGCCCAAGACCUGCAGCUCCAAGCAGUUUGUAUGUAAGGACCAGGUGACCUGUAUCUCCAAAGGCUGGCGCUGUGAUGGGGAGAAGGACUGCCCAGAUGGCUCGGACGAAUCGCCAGAUAUCUGCUCACACAACAGGGUGAACCAGUGUCCUGUGAAUGAACAUGGCUGCCUAGACGUGGAUGUUUGUAUCCAUAUGAGCAAACUGUGUGAUGGCGUCCCUGACUGUAGCGAAGGCUGGGAUGAGGGUCCUCACUGCAGAGAACAUGCACCAGGCUGUGAGGCCCUUGAGUGCCAGUAUCUCUGCGCUGUGACCCACGAUGGGCCUAAAUGCUACUGUAGAAACGGCUAUGAGGUUGCUGCAGAUGGGAAGACGUGUAAAGAUUUCAAUGAGUGCAGUGUUUAUGGUACGUGCAGUCAGACGUGCACAAACACAGAGGGCUCCUACACCUGCAGCUGUGUGGAGGGCUACCUGCUACAGCCAGACAACCGCUCCUGCAAAGCCAAAAAUGAGCCGGUGGAUCGUCUACCUAUGCUGUUAAUUGCCAACCUCCAUGACAUCCGCUGCACCACACUAGGUGGCUCCACCUCCAGGCUGCCCUCCAUCCCUACGAAACAGACCAUGGCCAUGGACUUUAUCUACGCCCAGGAGACGGUUUGUUGGAUUGAUGUGGGUGACACCCCGGCUGCCACCCAGCUGAAAUGCGCCAGCAUCCCCGACCUCAAGCCCGUCACUAACGUCCGCACCAUCAACAUCUCCCUCAGCCUGCACCAUGUUGAGCAGAUGGCAAUUGACUGGCUGACCGGAAACUUCUACUUUGUGGACGACGUGGAUGACCGAGUGUUUGUCUGCAACAAGAAUGGACAGACAUGUGUGACCCUGCUGGACCAGGAACUGUAUAACCCCAAAGGCAUCGCCUUGGACCCAGCCAUGGGCAAAGUGUUCUUCACAGAUUAUGGUUCUACUCCAAGGGUGGAACGCUGUGACAUGGAUGGUCAGAACCGCACAAAGCUCGUGGACAGCAAGAUUGUCUUCCCUCAUGGUAUCACGCUAGACCUCGUCAACCGGUUGGUGUUCUGGGCUGAUGCCUACCUGGACUACAUUGAAGUUGUUGAUUAUGAGGGCAAGAACCGCCACACCAUCAUCCAGGGCCUACUGAUUGAGCACCUUUAUGGGCUUACUGUUUUUGAGAACUACCUGUAUGCCACCAACUCAGACGAAGGCAACCUAAACCCUAAGACCAGUGUGAUCAGAGUCAACCGCUUCAACAACUCCGACUUCCAGGUGGUGACACGAGUGGACAGAGGAGCAGCUCUGCAUGUUUACCAUCAGAGGCGCCAACCUCAAGUGCGCAGCCAUGCUUGUGCCUUGGAUCAGUUCGGCAAAGCUGGAGGCUGCUCUGAUAUCUGUCUGCUGAGCAACAGCCACAAGACCCGUACCUGUCGCUGUCGUUCUGGAUUCAGCCUCGGCAGUGAUGGAAAGUCCUGCAAAAAACCAGACCAUGAACUGUUCUUGGUAUAUGGUAAGGGCCAUCCUGGAAUCAUCAGGGGCAUGGACAUGAAUGCUAAGGUUCCUGAUGAGUAUAUGAUUCCCAUUGAGAACCUAAUGAACCCCAGGGCUCUGGAUUUCCAUGCUGCCAGUGAAUUCGUCUACUUUGCAGAUGCCACAAGCUACAUUAUCGGCCGACAGAAGAUAGAUGGCACAGAGAGAGACACCAUACUAAAGGAAGGUAUACACACAGUAGAAGGGAUAGCAGUGGACUGGAUGGGAAGUAAUCUUUACUGGACAGAUGAUGGACCAAAGAAAACUAUCAGUGUUGCCAGGCUGGAGAAGGCCUCACAGACCCGAAAGACUCUCAUUGAGGGCAAGAUGAGCCACCCACGUGCGAUUGUAGUUGACCCCCAGCAUGGAUGGAUGUACUGGACUGACUGGGAGGAGAAUCCCACUGAGAGCAACAGAGGGAAGAUCAAGAAAGCUUGGAUGGAUGGUUCCCAUCAUCAGGUUCUCCUCACCAGCAAGACAGUGCUGUGGCCUAAUGGCUUGAGUCUUGACAUCCCCCAGGGUAUUCUGUACUGGGUGGAUGCUUACUUUGACCGCAUUGAAAUGGUUUACCUCAACAUCACAGAGCGAAGGGUAGUGUAUGAGGGGCAGGAACUUAACCAUGCUUUUGGCUUAUGCCAUUACAAACAAUUUCUGUUUUGGAAUGAGUGCCAUGGUGGUGGCAUUUACAAACUGGAUCAGGUCACAAAGACGGUCACCCUACUCCGCAAUGAGAGGCCACCAAUCUUUGAGAUCAGAGUGUAUGAUGCACACCAGCAGCAAGGCACCAAUCUGUGUCGAGUCCACAAUGGUGGCUGCAGUAGCUUGUGUCUUGCUAUUCCUGAUGGCAGGUCCUGUGGCUGUGCCGAUGAUCAGAUCCUAGAUGCCGAUAAUGUCACCUGCAGAGCCAACCCCUACUAUGUGCCCCCAGCCCAGUGCCAGCCUGGGGAGUUCGCCUGUAGAAAUGACCGCUGCAUCCAAGAGCGCUGGAAGUGUGAUGGGGACAAUGAUUGUCUGGACAACAGCGAUGAGGCCCCAGAACUCUGCCACCAACACACCUGCCCAGCGGACAGAUUCAAAUGCCAGAACAACCGCUGUAUCCCCCUCCGCUGGCUGUGUGAUGGAGAUAAUGACUGUGGCAACGAUGAAGACGAAUCUAACACCACCUGUUCUGCUCGCACAUGUCCACCAAACCAGUAUCCUUGUGCCAGUGGGCGCUGCAUCCCUAUCUCCUGGACAUGUGACCUUGAUGAUGACUGUGGAGACCGUUCAGAUGAACCAGACUCUUGUGCCUACCCAACAUGCUUCCCUCUGACUCAGUUCACCUGCGCAAAUGGCCGCUGCAUCAACAUCAACUGGCGGUGUGACAAUGACAAUGACUGUGGAGACAACAGCGACGAAGCCGGCUGCAGUCAUUCCUGCUCCAGUGUCCAGUUUAAAUGCAACAGUGGCCGCUGCAUCCCGGAAUACUGGACUUGUGAUGGCGACAACGACUGUGGAGACUACAGUGACGAGACUCAUGCGAACUGUACAAACCAGGCUACCCGUCCUCCAGGUGGUUGCCAUGUUGAUGAAUUCCAGUGCAGGAUGGACGGCCUGUGCAUCCCCAUGCGCUGGCGCUGUGACGGGGACACAGACUGCAUGGAUCUGAGUGAUGAGAGCAACUGUGAGGGUGUGACCCACAUGUGUGACCCAGCGGUCAAGUUUAGCUGCAGGGAUUCUGCUCGCUGCAUCAGCAAGGCUUGGGUGUGUGAUGGUGACAGCGACUGUGAAGAUAACUCUGAUGAAGACAACUGUGAGGCGUUGGUGUGCAAGUUGUCUCACCACAUGUGCGCCACAAACGACUCCAUCUGCCUUCCUGCUGAGAAGCUUUGUGACGGCACUGAUGAUUGUCCUGAUGGCUCUGAUGAGAAACUUUGUGACUUGUGUGCAUUGGACAAUGGUGGCUGUAGCCAUAACUGCAGCAUCAUCCCAGGGGAGGGCUUCAUGUGUUCUUGUCCACUUGGCAUGGAGCUAGGAGCCGACAACAAGACCUGCCAGAUCCAGAGCUUCUGUGCCAAACACCUCAAGUGUAGCCAGAAGUGCGAGCAGGAGAAAUCCAGUGUCAAGUGCUCCUGCUACGAGGGCUGGGAACUGGAGUCUGACAUGGAAAGCUGCAAAAGCUCUGAUCCCUUCAAGCCUUUCAUCAUCUUUUCCAACCGUCAUGAAAUCAGAAGGAUCGACCUUCACAAGGGGGAGUUUAGUGUGCUUGUACCAGGUCUGAGGAACACCAUUGCUUUGGACUUCCAUUUCAACCAGAGCGCCCUGUAUUGGACUGAUGUUGUGGAGGACAAGAUCUACCGUGGAAAACUGUCUGAAAAUGGAGCCCUGACUAGUUUUGAAGUGGUGAUCCAGUACGGGCUGGCUACUCCAGAGGGUCUGGCUGUGGACUGGAUAGCGGGAAACAUUUACUGGGUUGAGAGCAAUCUUGACCAGAUAGAGGUGGCAAAACUAGAUGGGACCAUGAGAACCACCCUGCUUGCUGGGGAGGUGGAGCAUCCAAGGGCCAUUGCAUUGGACCCCCGAGAUGGUAUUCUAUUUUGGACGGACUGGGAUGCGAGUCUGCCCAGAAUUGAGGCAGCAUCUAUGAGUGGUGAAGGCAGACGCACUAUCCAUAGGGAAACGGGCAGUGGUGGCUGGCCCAACGGCCUCACUGUGGACUACAUGGAGAGACGUAUUGUCUGGAUUGAUGCCAGAUCCGAUGCCAUCUACUCUGCCAUGUACGACGGUUCAGGGCUGAUUGAAGUGCUGAGGGGUCACGAGUACUUGUCCCACCCUUUCGCUGUCACCAUGUAUGGAGGCGAAGUCUACUGGACUGACUGGAGGACCAAUACUCUUGCCAAAGCCAACAAGUGGACAGGACACAAUGUGACUGUAGUCCAGCGCACUAACACACAACCCUUUGACCUACAGGUCUAUCACCCAUCAAGACAACCCCAGGCUCCCAACCCAUGUGUCACCAGUGAUGGUAGUAGCCCGUGCUCCCACCUCUGUCUUAUAAACUUCAACCAGACCUUCUCCUGUGCCUGCCCUCACCUCAUGAAGCUAGAGUCUGACAAACGCACCUGCAAAGAGUCCCGCAAGUUCCUUCUCUAUGCUCGUCAGAUUGAGAUCCGGGGUGUGGACAUUGACAACCCAUACUACAAUUAUAUAAUCUCCUUCACUGUGCCGGAUAUUGACAAUGUGACAGUGGUAGACUAUGAUGCUGUGGAGCAUCGCAUCUACUGGUCAGAUGUCCGAACACAGACGAUCAAAAGAGCUUUCAUUAAUGGCACUGGAGUGGAGACUGUUGUGUCUGCUGACCUUCCCAAUGCUCAUGGCCUAGCAGUUGACUGGGUGUCGAGAAACCUUUUCUGGACCAGCUACGAUGCCAAUAAAAAGCAGAUCAAUGUGGCCAGACUGGAUGGAUCCUUCAAGAAUGCUGUAAUCCAGGGAUUAGACAAGCCUCACUGUCUGGUGGCACAUCCUCUGUUGGGGAAGCUUUACUGGACUGAUGGUGACAACAUAAGCGUGGCUAAUAUGGAUGGCAGCAACCACACCACGCUUUUCACCGAUCAGAAGGGGCCAGUAGGCCUUUCCAUUGACUAUGAAAAUGAGCAGCUGUACUGGAUCAGCUCAGGUAAUGGCACCAUUAAACGCUGUCAACUGGAUGGAACCAAACUGGAGAUCCUGGAAGGCGCUAAAGGCAAACUUACCAAGGCUACAGCCCUGGCCAUUAUGGGAGAUAAGCUAUGGUGGGCAGACCAAGGAACUGACCAGAUAGGAGCAUGUGACAAGAAAGAUGGAGGAAACUGGAAGAUUUUGCGGAACAACACCUCCCCUAUGAUGCACAUGAGGAUCUAUGAUGAGGAUGUGCAGAAAGCUGGUAUCAACCUGUGCAGUAACAACAAUGGAGACUGUUCUCAGCUGUGUCUGCCCACCUCACCGACAACCAGAGCCUGCAUGUGCACUGCUGGAUACAGCCUCAAGACAGGACAGCAGUCUUGUGAAGGUAUGGGCUCUUUCCUGUUGUACUCUGUUCAUGAGGGAAUCAGAGGAAUUCCACUUGAUCCAGCUGACAAAUCUGACGCCUUGGUUCCUGUGUCUGGCACUUCGCUGGCUGUUGGCAUUGACUUCCAUGCUGAAAAUGACACCAUCUACUGGGUGGACAUGGGCCUGAGCACCAUCAGCAGGGCCAAGAGAGACCAGACAUGGAGGGAAGAUGUGGUCACCAAUGGGAUUGGCAGGGUGGAGGGCAUAACUGUUGACUGGAUAGCAGGAAACAUUUACUGGACUGACCAGGGCUUUGAUGUGAUUGAAGUUGCCAGGCUAAAUGGAUCCUUUCGCUAUGUAGUCAUUUCCCAGGGCCUGGACAAGCCCAGAGCCAUCACUGUCCACCCUGUCAAAGGGUAUCUGUUCUGGACUGAGUGGGGACAGUACCCACGUAUUGAGCGGUCUCGCCUGGAUGGCACGCAGAGGUUGGUCCUGGUCAAUGUGAGCAUCAGUUGGCCAAAUGGAAUCUCCAUCGACUACGACGAGGGUCUGCUAUAUUGGUGUGAUGCCCGUACAGACAAAAUUGAGCGCAUCAACCUGGAGACGGGAGAGAACAGGGAGCUUGUACUGGCGAACAACAACAUGGACAUGUUUGCUGUGUCUGUUUUUGAGGAAUACAUCUACUGGAGCGACAGAACUCAUGCCAAUGGCUCCAUUAAGAGAGGCAGCAAAGAUAAUGCUACAGAUGCCGUGCAGCUCAGGACUGGCAUUGGUGUGCAGCUGAAAGACAUCAAGGUUUUCAACAGAGCCAGGCAGCAAGGAACCAACGUCUGCCAAGACAAUGGCGGCUGUGAACAGCUGUGUCUGUACCGUGGCAACAACCAGCGCACCUGUGCCUGCGCUCAUGGCAUGCUUGCAGAGGACAACCGCAGUUGUCGUGACUAUGAUGGAUACCUGCUGUACUCAGAGCGUACUAUCCUGAAGAGCAUCCACCUGUCAGAUGAGACAAAUCUCAACGCCCCAAUCAAGCCUUUCGAGGAUCCUGAACACAUGAGGAAUGUCAUCGCCCUCAGCUUUGACUAUCACGGCGGGGGAGGGAAGGGAGCCAACCGCAUUUUCUUCAGCGACAUCCACUUUGGCAACAUCCAACAGAUCAAUGACGACGGCACAGACCGCAAGAUUGUGGUUGACAAUGUAGGGUCAGUUGAGGGCUUGGCUUACCAUAGAGGUUGGGAUACUCUCUACUGGACGAGUUACACAACCUCAACAAUCACUCGCCACACAGUGGACCAGAGCCGCAUCGUGGCCUAUAACCGGGACACUGUGGUCACUAUGUCUGGAGAAGACCACCCCAGAGCCUUUGUGCUGGAUGAGUGUCAGGAUCUAAUGUUCUGGACCAACUGGAAUGAGCAGGCUCCCAGCAUCAUGAGGGCUUCUCUGAAUGGAGCCAAUGUGCUCAUAAUCAUCGGCAGUGACAUCAGAACUCCCAACGGCCUGGCUAUAGAUCACCGAGCAGAAAAACUCUACUUCUCUGAUGCCACACUGGACAAGAUUGAACGCUGUGAAUAUGAUGGAAGCAGCCGUUAUGUUCUGUUAAAGAAUGAGCCGGUGCAUCCAUUUGGCCUGGCUGUAUAUGGAGACUACAUCUUCUGGACUGACUGGGUGAGGAGAGCUGUCCUCAGAGCAGACAAAUACACAGGAGGAGACAUGAAGGUGCUGCGGGCUGACAUCCCUCAGCAGCCAAUGGGAAUUAUUGCCGUGGCUAAUGACACCAACAGCUGCGAGUUUUCUCCUUGCCGAAUUAAUAACGGAGGAUGCCAAGACCUGUGUCUGCCCACAUCUGAUGGGCGUGUCAACUGCAGUUGCCGUGGAGACAGACAACUUCUGGAGGACAAUACCUGCUCCUCUCUCAACAUGUCAUGCGGAAGUGUGGAUGACUUCGAGUGUGGAAAUGGGGAUUGUAUCAACUACAGCUUGACCUGUGAUGGCAUGGCCCACUGCAAGGACAAAUCUGAUGAAAAGCAGUCAUACUGUGCUAACCGACUUUGCAAGAAAGGCUACAGACGCUGCAUGAAUGGCCGCUGUAUCGGACACCAGUUCUGGUGUGAUGGGACGGACGACUGUGGUGAUCACUCAGAUGAGCUGCCAUGCAACAUGACGCUGUGUACACCAGGAGAGUUCCAGUGUAAAGAUGGAAGCUGUAUUUCCAACUACAGCCGCUGUGACCAGGUUGUCAACUGUGAAGAUGCUAGUGAUGAAAUGAACUGCCAACCCACUGAUUGCUCCCGUUUCUUCCGCCUGGGAGUCAAAGGAGCGUCCUUCCUGAGCUGUGAGAAGACGACUCUGUGUUAUCUAUCUUCAUGGGUGUGUGAUGGUAACAAUGACUGUGGAGACUUUUCAGAUGAGAGAAACUGCCCAGAUAAGAGGAAGCUCAAAUGUCCAGUCAACUUCUUUGCUUGUCCCAGUGGGCGCUGUAUUCCUAUGAGCUGGACCUGUGAUAAGGAGAAUGACUGUGAGAACGGAGCAGAUGAGACACACUGCGACAAAUUUUGCACAUCCACCCAGUUUGAAUGCGCAAACCACCGCUGCAUUUCCAGCCACUGGGUGUGUGAUGGCUCUGAUGACUGUGGUGAUGGUUCAGAUGAGGACCAGAAAUGCAAAUCCAAGACUUGCAGCCCUGAGGCUUUCCAGUGUCCUGGCUCACACAUGUGUGUGCCUCAGCGAUGGAAGUGUGAUGGAGACAAGGAUUGUCCUGAUGGAGCAGAUGAGAGUGUCAAGGCUGGCUGCAUGUACACGAACAGCACUUGUGACGACAAUGAGUUCAUGUGCCAGAACAGACAAUGUAUCCCCAAGCACUUUGUUUGUGAUCAUGACAUCGAUUGCUCAGAUGGUUCGGAUGAAUCCCUAGAAUGUGAGUACCCAACAUGUGGUCCUGAUGAGUUCCGCUGUUCAAAUGGCCGCUGCCUCAACCAGAAGAAAUGGGAGUGUGACGGAGAGUUUGACUGUCAGGAUCGCUCAGAUGAGGCUCCCAAAAACCCACGCUGCACUGACUCAGAGAGGAUUUGCAACGAUUCAGCCUUCAUGUGCCAUAAUGGGAAGUGUUUGAAUGAGACUCUGCUAUGCGAUCGAAAUGAUGACUGCGGCGACGGCUCUGAUGAGCUCAACUGUUUUAUCAACGAGUGUCUCAACAGUAAGCUGAGCGGCUGCUCUCAGCUCUGUGAUGACCUAAAGAUUGGCUUCAAGUGCAGGUGUCACCCUGGUUUCCAGCUUAAGCGAGACGGGAAGACGUGUGUGGAUAUAGACGAGUGCACAACCACCUACCCUUGUUCUCAGCGCUGCAUCAACACGCACGGCAGCUUCCACUGUCUCUGCGUGGACGGCUUUGAAAUCAGCCCCAAUGACCCAACCAUCUGCAAGUCCACAUCAGAGGAGGAGCCAUACUUGAUCUUUGCUAACCGGUAUUACCUGAGGAAACUUAACCUGGAUGGUUCCAACUACACUCUCAUAAAACAGGGUUUAAAUAAUGCAGUAGCCUUGGACUUCCACUAUUCAGAGCAGAUGAUCUACUGGACAGAUGUGACCACUCAGGGCAGCAUGAUCCGACGCAUGCGUAUGAAUGGCAGCAACAUGGAGGUUUUACAUCGGACCUCCUUGAGUAACCCAGAUGGCUUGGCAGUGGAUUGGGUUGGUGGAAACUUGUACUGGUGUGAUAAAGGCCGGGACACCAUUGAGGUGUCAAAACUCAACGGAGCCUACCGCACGGUGCUGGUCAACAGCGGCCUGAGGGAACCUCGUGCUGUGGCUGUGGAUGUACGCUAUGGGUACCUGUAUUGGUCGGACUGGGGCGACAACCCUCACAUUGGCCGGAUCGGGAUGGACGGCACAAAUAGAAGUGUCAUUGUAGAGGAUAAGAUCACAUGGCCAAAUGGACUAACCCUGGACUUUAUCAAUGACCGUAUAUACUGGGCUGAUGCAAGAGAGGAUUAUAUUGAAUUUUCCAGCCUGGAUGGUAAAAACAGACACACAGUUCUCAGCCAGGACAUCCCCCACAUCUUUGCUAUGACUCUUUUUGAGGAGUACAUCUACUGGACAGACUGGGAGACAAAAUCCAUCAACAGAGCUCACAAGACGCUUGGCACCAACAAGUCCACCCUGAUCAGCACCCUACAUCGACCAAUGGACAUCCACAUUUACCAUCCAUAUCGACAGCCCGAGGUUCUCAACCACCCAUGCCAGACAAACAAUGGCGGUUGCAGCAACCUCUGCCUUCUCUCUCCUGGAGGAGGCUACAAGUGUGCUUGUCCCACCAACUUCUACCUGGCUAGUGAUCAGCGUACCUGCAUGUCCAACUGUACAGCGAGCCAGUUUGUGUGCAAGAAUGACAAGUGCAUUCCUUUCUGGUGGAAAUGUGACACCGAGGAUGACUGUGGUGACCGGUCAGACGAGCCUGAAGAUUGCCCUGAGUUCAAAUGCAGACCAGGGCAGUUUCAGUGUAGAACAGGCAUCUGCACCAACCCUGCAUACAUCUGUGAUGGAGACAAUGACUGCCAGGACAACUCAGAUGAAGCAAACUGCGAUAUUCACGUAUGCCUUCCAAGUCAGUUCAAAUGUUCCCAUCCGAGCCGCUGCAUCCCCGGCAUCUUCCGCUGUAACGGUCAGGACAACUGCGGAGAAGGAGAAGAUGAGAGAGACUGUCCUGAGGUCACAUGUGCGCCAACACAGUUCCAGUGUGCCAUCACCAAACGCUGCAUACCUCGUGUCUGGGUGUGCGACAGGGAUAAUGAUUGUGUGGACGGCUCUGAUGAGCCCGCCAACUGCACCCAGAUGACGUGCGGUGUUGACGAGUUCAGAUGUAAAGACUCUGGGCGCUGUAUCCCUGCUCGCUGGAAGUGUGAUGGAGAGGACGACUGUGGUGACGCAUCAGAUGAACCAAAAGAGGAGUGUGCUGAGAGGACAUGUGAGCCAUACCAAUUCAGGUGUAAAAACAACCGCUGUGUGCCGGGUCGCUGGCAGUGCGACUAUGACAAUGACUGUGGAGACAACUCAGAUGAAGACAAGUGUCAGCCUCGACAGUGUUCAGAGAGCGAGUUUGCGUGCACAAACGGUCGCUGUAUCGCUGGGAGGUGGAAGUGUGAUGGCGACCAUGACUGUGCUGAUGGAUCUGAUGAGCAUGGCUGUGAUCUGAAGUGUGACAACGACCAGUUCCAGUGUAAGAAUGGACACUGUAUCCCCAUCCGCUGGAGGUGUGAUGCUGACCCUGACUGCAUGGACGGCAGUGAUGAGGAGAACUGUGGCAGUGCAGCUGGGCGUACCUGCCCUCUGGAUGAGUUCCAGUGUAACAACACUUUGUGCAAACCUCUUGCCUGGAAGUGUGAUGGAGAGGACGACUGCGGGGACAACUCAGACGAGAACCCUGAAGAGUGCAGGAGGUUCCAGUGUCCACCUACAAGAGCUUUCCGAUGCCAAAACGACCGUGUGUGUCUGCAAGUGUCAAAGAGGUGUGACGGUGUCAACAACUGUGGUGACAACUCAGAUGAAUUAAACUGCCAGGCCUCUCCAGCUGUUCCUACUUGUGAGAAGGAUGAAUAUCUGUGUGCAAAUGGCCGUUGCAUCAGCUCCAACCUGCGCUGCAACUUCUUCAAUGACUGUGAGGACUAUGGGUCUGAUGAGAUCGACUGCAAGACAGACUCCAAACUGAGCGACUGCAGGAGUAACAGGACUCAUUGUGGGGAUGGAGAUGAGGCCCACUGCGUCAUAAAUGGCACAGACUCUUUCUGCUCCUGCAAACCAGGCUUCCAAAAGACAGGACACCGCACCUGUGGAGAUAAGAAUGAGUGUCUGCAGUUUGGUUUGUGCUCACACAUCUGCAACAACACCAAAGGCUCCUACAAGUGCAGCUGCAACAAGUACUUCACCAGGAUCAAUGACACCUGCAAAGCUGACAGCAUGAACAGCAGCCGACAGAUCCUGUACAUCGCAGAUGACAAUGAAAUCCGCAGCUUAGACCCUGGCAUGCCCAACUGGCGCUAUGAGCAGACCUUUCAAGGAGAUGCCAGCGUCCGUAUUGAUGCUAUGGACCUACACGUCAAGACCAACCGCAUCUUUUGGACUAACUGGCACACAGGGCGCAUCUCUUCCUAUGACCUUCCAGGCCAGUCCACAUCACUGUCCUCUCAUCGUAACCGGCGAUCGAGUGAAGGCAGGAUCACCAACCUACAGAUCAAAGAGCUAAAGAUGCCUCGUGGGAUAGCUGUGGACUGGGUGGCUGGUAACCUCUACUGGACUGACUCUGGUCGGGAUGUGAUAGAAGUUGCUCAGAUGUCAGGCCAGCAUUGCAAGACCCUUAUCUCUGGCAUGAUAGAUGAGCCCUACGCCAUUGUAGUGGAUCCUCAGAGAGGGACCAUGUAUUGGGCAGACUGGGGUAACCACCCUAAAAUUGAGACUGCUUCCAUGGACGGCACCCUGAGACAGACUCUUGUUCAUGAGAACAUCCAGUGGCCUACAGGUUUGGCUGUGGACUACUUCAACGAGCGUCUUUACUGGGCUGAUGCCAAACUCUCAGUGAUUGGCAGCGUCCGUCUGGAUGGCUCUGAUCCUGUCAUUGCUGUCUCUGGCAUCAAAAACAAUCUGCUCCAUCCAUUCAGCAUAGAUAUAUUUGAGGACCAUAUUUAUGGGGUCACGUAUAUUAAUAAUAUAGUAUUCCGGGUAAACAAGUUUGGAAAGGGCCCUGUGGAAAAUCUCACCACCGGCAUCAACCACGCUAGUGACAUCGUCCUGUACCACCGUUACAAACAGCCAGAGAUGACUAACCCAUGUGACAGGAAGAAGUGUGAGUGGCUGUGUCUGCUCAGCCCCAGUGGACCUGUAUGCACCUGCCCUAACAACUAUGUGGCGAACAAUGGCACAUGUGCAGAGAGACCCACCCCGACCCAGUCACCGUUUUCUCCCCCUUCUGGGCCCUGCGAUAUUCAAUGUCAGAACGGUGGAAGCUGCUUCCUCAAUGCCCAUCAGGUGGCAAAGUGUCGCUGCCAGCCCAGCUACACUGGAGAGAGGUGUGAGAUCAAUCUGUGCAGGGACUACUGCAAGAAUGGAGGCAUAUGCACAGCUUCUCACACAGGUUCUCCAACCUGCAGAUGUCCAAAGGGCUUCACAGGGCCAAACUGUGACCGUCAAACUUGUCAAGACUACUGCCUGAAUGGAGGCAACUGCACGGUCAACUUUGGCAACCAGCCAACCUGCAGCUGCCCCUCAGAGUACAGUGGAGACCAGUGCCAAUACAGUAAAUGUGAAGGCUUCUGUCAUAACGGAGGAACCUGCUUACAAACCUCCAAUGGCACCCAAGUCUGUCAGUGCUCCUCUCAGUACAUCGGGCAUCAGUGUGAGCUUGAUAAAUGCCAGUUCUGUGGGACGGGCAAAUGUUUGACGUCACCCUCAAGCAAGGUGUCCUGCAUCUGUCCCAAUGGUCAGACCCAGCCCAGCUGCUACACCUGUCUGGACUACUGCGCACACGGACAAUGUUCAGUGAACACUCGUACAUUGCUGCCUCAGUGCAAGUGUCCUGUGGGCUGGAAAGGACACAGAUGUGACAUUGUAGCAGAAACUGUGGACUCAUCUACUUCCAGUGGAAGUACUGCCUCAGUUGUUAUUCCGGUGCUCCUGCUGCUGGUGCUGGCACUGCUGGCAGUCGGCGCCAUCCUGUGGUACAAACGGAGAAUGCGCGGUGCAAAGGGCUUCCAGCACCAUCGAAUGACCAAUGGUGCCAUGAAUGUUGAAAUUGGAAAUCCUGCAUACAAGAUCUAUGAGGGCGACCCUGAUGAUGACGCUGGGGAGCUCCUGGAUUCAGACUUUGCUUUGGACCCAGACAAGCCCACCAACUUCACCAACCCUGUGUAUGCCACCUUGUACAUGGGCGCCCACAACAGCCGCAACUCUCUGGCCAGCACAGAUGAAAAGAAGGAGCUUCUCUCACAGGGCGACGAGGACAUGAGUGACCCGCUGGCGUAGAUGUCAGCAUGGAGUGAACUCUGCCGACGUUGCCCUGUCCAGUGCUAAGCUGACGAGCGCUCUCAUCUUAUGCCUUUACCAACAGAAAAGCAAAGCAACAGAAAAAAACAAGCGAGAACACUGUACAAAAUGUAUAAAAUGAAGGACUACUUUUUUAAGUGAUUGCAGUAUUAUAUUUUGUUCUUUGACAACAAAAAAAGAUCCUGGUGACGAAAAAGGAACCAUUUUAUAGACAUUUUAUUCAGUUCUUUUUAAUUUCGCUCACCUCCUCCUCCUCACACUCUCCCUCCCCUCUGUCACGCAUAUAGCCACUACCUCUGUGCAGAUGUAAAAGAUAGAGAUACAAAUGGCAGUGGAACAGUUUUAAUUUUUUUUUUAUUUUUGUAUGAAUUGUAUAGGAUAAAAAACAGAAUCUUGUUCCAUCCUAGAAAAGUUGCCAAGUCCUUGUUGUUGAAGAAAGAGAGGAAUCAGUGCUCACUAUUAAUGCUUCCCGGAUGGGCUCAGUGUUUCACGUUGUGCGUUAACGUAUGCUUGCUGCUGGAGGUCUGGAGCGAGAUUGGAGAAAUGAGGAGUUCUUAAACUGCACAUGUACACGUGGAGGACUCAGCAUAGCAGACUGUGUGUGCUCUGUUGUCUCAAACUACAUUCAAGUGAUUGUCUUUUAUCUCCUUGCACAGACUAAAGUUAUAUAUUUGCAUAUAUAUAAAACUAUUAACAAAGUGUCUUGAAAAUAUACCCAGGAAAACAAACACCAGUAACAAAUAGCAGUCUGUACUUUUUAACAGUUUUUUUAAGUCAUUGUAUAAAUGACGUACUUUGUGUCAGCAAUGAAUGAAUAAAUGGCGGUGUGUGAGAGCGCUGGAUGGAGAUGAUUGUAAAACAUUCCAGGAUUAAGCGCCUGGGAUGGAGAUCCGUGGCCUUGGUUUACUGCAGGACAUGUUGUCCUCAGAUCGCUCUGAAACUGCUCUGGAAAGUUCUUUUGGAGGAGUAACAGCAGACUUCUGUGAAUUUACAGUCUUCACUAAAAAUUACCAAGACAAAUAUUUAGCUAAAAAGGUUGCAUUUAGCUUUUGUUGCUCAUCUUUUGAUUGUAAAUGUACUUUCAGGAAAGGCCAGGAAGACCAUGUGAUGGUACGUUCUUCUGUGGGAGAUUGAGUUUUUUUAUUUUUUAGUCAUGGACAUGCCAUUUUAGCCUAUGCUCCUUGUUAAGUGGGUUCCUGAUUAUCAUUCCUUCCUUCGCCUUGCUGCUAACGCUCGCCAUCUGUCUGUCCUGCAGACAGAUUUCAAGUCUUAACAGUGUUUCUCACCAUGCUGCUUUUAACAGAGCUGAGCAUUAGCCAUACUUGCCACAUCACUGCGUGGUGCUCAUAGACAUCCUAAAGAAAACUCCCUGGCUUUUCCCCCUUUGAUUCUUAACAGUAUUCACCCCUCUUUAUUUUUUUACAUCCUGCUUCAUCAGAUUUUCAACAAACCAUGUCAAGUAGGAAAAUCAUUUUUCAGUUGGAGAAUUUCUUUUGGUGGCAAAAAGUGGUUCUGAUUGUUUUGUUAUGAUUCUAUUUCUUUUUGAUAUAAGAAAUUAAAUGGAUUUUUAUAGUAGAAA
Messenger RNA from Cheilinus undulatus (humphead wrasse), 15778 nucleotides. RefSeq names its product low density lipoprotein receptor-related protein 1Ab (gene lrp1ab). The record is from RefSeq and is a predicted model, not a curated record. Gene Ontology annotation, molecular function: calcium ion binding; protein binding. NCBI's taxonomy places the organism in Eukaryota, Metazoa, Chordata, Actinopteri, Labriformes, Labridae. The coding region runs from base 535 to 14178 and encodes 4547 amino acids. The transcript is spliced from 89 exons.